Messenger RNA from Thunnus maccoyii (southern bluefin tuna), 2946 nucleotides. RefSeq names its product abhydrolase domain containing 17B, depalmitoylase (gene abhd17b). Gene Ontology annotation, biological process: protein depalmitoylation. The record is from RefSeq and is a predicted model, not a curated record. The coding region runs from base 583 to 1449 and encodes 288 amino acids. Gene Ontology annotation, molecular function: palmitoyl-(protein) hydrolase activity. Gene Ontology annotation, cellular component: plasma membrane; endosome membrane. NCBI's taxonomy places the organism in Eukaryota, Metazoa, Chordata, Actinopteri, Scombriformes, Scombridae. The transcript has 4 exons.
CCGUAAAGCAGCCAAUCACCGCCUCUCCUUCCGCAGAAGCCAAGAUAACAAGCUGAGUGAUAUUUUCACAACGAAAGCGGUGAUGUUUCAGAGGCAAAGAGAUACCGCUGUGAACAGUUUUGGCAAGCCACCACGGACGUGAGACAAGAAUUUAGUUUCUUCUAGACCUUUAUUGAAUGUAUCCAUGUCGCUGUACAGCUAUAUAGAUGUUAACGUUUUGAAUGAGUCGACCUCGUUAUCAUUCAGGACCAUAUGUUGAGAAAACCGAGCGGAGGAAAAGAAACGACAGUUUGAGAGGCUGUCUGGACCUGGAGGACGAAGCAGUUAGCCUUAUAGUAACUUACAACUGUGCUGCCAACAGGGAUACACACACUCCAAGUGACAUCGCCAACGCAUAGCACACGGAACAGAGGAUAAUCUGGCCGAGGAUAACCUUGUGAAUCUCCUGGCGUCGAGAAGGAGAUAUAUUAGUUGGCUUGGUGCGAAGAUAACACCUGACUACGGCGACGUUUGCCAAUACUGUCAGCUCAGAAUAGAUAGAAAAACAAAACAAACGUCCAGCCACCGUCCAGUGUUUUAAGGAUGAACCACUUAUCCCUCAGCGAGCUAUGUUGCCUGUUCUGCUGUCCACCGUGCCCCAGCAAGAUAGCCUCAAAGCUGGCCUUCCUGCCACCAGAGCCCACUUACAGCCUCAUGUGCGACGAGAGCGGCAGCCGAUGGACGCUUCACCUCUCAGAGCGUGCUGACUGGCAGUACUCGGCCCGCGAGAAGGACGCCAUCGAGUGUUUCAUGACGCGCACCUCGAGAGGGAACCGGAUUGCCUGCAUGUUUGUCCGCUGCUCACCCAACGCCCGUUACACACUACUAUUCUCCCACGGAAACGCAGUGGACUUGGGCCAGAUGAGUAGCUUCUACAUCGGCCUGGGUUCACGGAUCAACUGCAACGUUUUCUCCUACGACUACUCGGGUUACGGGGCCAGUUCUGGGAAGCCCUCAGAGAAGAACUUGUACGCUGAUGUCGACGCCGCCUGGCAGGCACUCCGGUCACGGUAUGGCAUUCGGCCAGAGAACGUGAUCGUGUACGGUCAGAGCAUUGGCACCGUGCCCUCGGUGGACCUGGCUUCUCGCUAUGAGAGCGCCGCAGUCGUCCUCCACUCCCCGCUCACCUCUGGCAUGAGAGUGGCCUUCCCUGACACCAAGAAGACCUACUGCUUUGACGCCUUCCCAAACAUCGACAAGAUUUCGAAGGUGACGUCACCGGUGCUGGUGAUCCACGGUACAGAGGACGAGGUCAUCGACUUCUCCCACGGCCUGGCGCUGUACGAACGUUGCCAGCGCCCCGUGGAGCCGCUCUGGGUGGAGGGGGCCGGACACAAUGACGUGGAGCUCUAUGGACAGUACCUGGAGAGACUCAAACAGUUCGUCGCACAUGAGCUGGUCAACUUGUAGAGGAGCUGGGGGGAAGGGGUGGAGAGGGAGGAAGAGAAGAAAGCAUUGGUUUGUCAGGAGAGGCUGGAUAAUGGACAGGGGGUGCAGUUUUCUUUUUUUUUCAUGAAGUGAUGCAGGUGGUGUUUGUCUGUGUAGUACUGAAGUUUUGGUGGCAGGAUUCUCUCAUUAUCACCUCUCUCCCCCCUCUCCUUGGAGCUCCAGUUCGCCCAGGACGAGAGCCUGUCAGUACCGUCCACUCCACAUGCUGCAGCUGUGAACUUAUUAAAAAAAAAAUACACCCAUCUUUUGGAAACCCAUUGUUUUGUUUUUGCUAUUAGAUUUUCUUUUUUUUUUUAUCACGUUGCACAGUGCUUCAGUGUGUGAAUGCAAGAGAAAGUAGGCAACAUACUAUGUACAACCUGUGUAUGAGAGAGCGUGUGUGAGUAUGUGUGUCAUAUUUUUGCUGCCUUUUGAGAAGGACGUGGUCCACUGUUCUUAAGGGGGACCUCUGAGCGGCCCUCGAAGCUUUUGAGGUUCAGAGAAACAGCCUUGCUUUAAACUGGACUGGACCAAAGUGGACCAGACUCUCUCUCCAACCCAGCUGAACUCCAUCUGACUUUGAGGUCAGGUUUGGUCCUCCACACUGCAGUCACCAUGAGUUUAUUUUUGUUUGUUUGUUUAUUAUAUUUUUAUAUAUUAUACAUGAUAUUUGCACGUAUCAGCUGUCACUGAAGAACUCGAGACAAACUGACUUAUUAUCUAGCUGUGCCAGUGUUGCCAAAUGUUUAGUAUAAUAUAUUACAGAGACUUAGACUCACAAAGAAGUGUACUUUGUACAAAUAAGACCCAGAAACAUCUCCGAACCUCUGACAGCUGUAUCCGCUCUUUACUUCUUUGUUUAGUCUUACAAUUUGAUGUUACAAUCCGCAAGAUUAUGAUGCAAGAUGGAGCUCAGUCAGCGGCUCAUGUAGCCAGUUGAAGGGCUGAAGCUUUAUACCGUUGAGAAAUUACGUGAGGGUGUCGUUGCCACAUAAAACAUUUCCACAGUUCUUACUUCUGAGUUUACCUUCAACUGUGGUUACUUUAAGAUCAGUAUCACUAAGCUGUUUAUGAUGAUGAACUUGAUGUUUUCAGGCAAACUACCAUAAAUGCUGGACGGUUUUAUGGACACAAUAUCAGACCCCUCUCUGAAAAUAACAAGUAUUCGCCUUGAUAUAGUAACUGUUCUGAAGCCCAGUUUUGACAGUGUUAUUUCUGUCUUUUGGGUCUGAAGAUAUUGAGUUAAAUAAUCUAAUAUAGUUAUUAUUACAGAUCUUGCUUAUGUACUUGGAUCAGAUCUUUCUUGAUGUAUCUUUUUAUAUGAUGAAAAUGUAACUACUGUUUGUGCUCUGAUCAAGACUUAUACCACUAAUGCCAAUCAGGACUGAACGGUGAACAUGAUUAACGCGGUCCGUGUUAAUAUGUUUUCAGUUCAGUGAGUUGAAAAAAUAAAAAUAAAAAUGUUUUGUUUUUGAGUUA